This is a messenger RNA of Periophthalmus magnuspinnatus, 2771 nucleotides long. It is a transcript of the gene ccdc85al, whose product is annotated as coiled-coil domain containing 85A, like. The transcript is spliced from 5 exons. The coding region runs from base 384 to 1712 and encodes 442 amino acids. The record is from RefSeq and is a predicted model, not a curated record. Lineage: Eukaryota; Metazoa; Chordata; Actinopteri; Gobiiformes; Gobiidae.
CAUCUGUUGGCAGGUGUGCACUGACUCUUUCUCCUCUGAAGCUCCACUCACUACAUGCUACGUCCUGCAUUGGAUUUGGGCUUGUUAUCCGGAACAAAAGGCUAACCUCACGUUUGUUUUUGCAUCUAUUCUGAAGCUACCUCUGAUCUGAGGAUGUUGCAGCGAUAGACAAGAGCUUCCUCUUUUAUUGUCACACUCAGCCGGCAUCCUCAGCUGUUGCUCCGCAGAGUCUGAAGUCGGAAGCAACAGAAAAGGCCAAACUAUGCGACUGGGCACCAGACGGUAGCCGGAUCCACGCUAUAUCCGACUCCGGAGCGGAUGCGAGCGGAGAUUGCUCGCGAGCAGAGGAGUAUUUUCGCUUUGUUGGAGUCGGAGCCGUGCCCAUGGAGAAGUCGACUCCACCGCCCCAGCCUCAGCCCCAGGUCCAGCUGUCGAUAGCGAAGACCGAAAGUCCCGCGGAGGACAUCUCGGGUCUCACGGACGAUGAGCUGCAGAAGUGGAGCAAAGAGGAGCUGGUGCGAAGGCUUAGACGCUCCGAGGCCGACAAGAUGAGCGUGAUCCUGGACCACGGCAAUCUUAUCCGAGAGGUCAACCGCAGCCUACAGCUUCACUUGAACGAGAUCAGGGGGCUCAAGGACAUUAACCAGAAGCUGCAGGAAGACAAUCGUGAGCUGCGGGACUUAUGCUGUUUCCUUGACGAUGACCGCCAGAAAGGCAAGCGUGUGUCCCGGGAGUGGCAGCGUUUAGGCCGCUACAGCGCUAGCAUCAUGCGCAAAGAAGUCUCACUGUAUCUCCAGAAACUGAAGGAGCUGGAGCAGCGCCAGGAAGAAGUCAUCCGGGAGAAUAUGGAGCUAAAGGAGCUGUGUUUGAUGCUGGAUGAAGAGAAAGGCUUGGCGUCAGGAGGAGGAGGCGGGACAGGAAGUGGAGGUGGUGUAGGGGGCUGCCGUAACUCCAUAGAUAGUCAGAACAGUCUGUUGUUGGUGCCUGGACAAGGACUUCUCAUGAGAGAUGUGGGAGAUGGUAGCAGUACAUCCAGUGCAGGUAGCGCCGAGAGUUCAGACCAUCCACAUCACAAGCAAACGCAUCUGACUGUGGGCGUGGCCAAUGUGGGUAGCGCUGUAGACAAGGGCAGCCCGGAGAUAGUGCACAAGCCCAGGUGCAGCAGCAUCAGUGCGAUAGGGGGUAUAACCGGUUUAGACCGGGACAUGUCCAGUCCUGAGCACCCUGCUGGGCGCCACCGCAGCACCAGCUUAGAGUACCCCUACACUCUACCCCAGCUGUGCCGACCUCGCUGCGGGUCCAUCUCUGUGCCUGACCAUAGCCGAGUCAUGAGGGGACUGAGCCCGGAGAAAUAUGGCAGGAAUAUUGGGGGCCGGAGUCCAGAGCAGCACCCAAAGCACCACAGCUCUGAUUUAGUCCUGGGGCAGAGGCAACACUACCUGGGCACGGGGGGCAGCGGGGAGCUCUUCCAAAGGCACCAUAGGAGUAGCAUCAGCAGUACAGGAUGUGGAAGUCCCGAACAUCGCCAGGGGCAUCAGGGGUCAUCUGAACUUCAUGAGAAAAGUUUUGUGGUCCAAGGAGGGAGCCCUGAGACACACCGACACCAAGGGGCAGAGGAGGGCCAACACGGACGAACUGUCACCCCACCAUCGGACCAUUUACAACGGCAUGAACGCUUUGAUAUCGGCCGGAUGCUGCACCAACAACUGUAGAAACGUCAAGCUAUGGGACAGCUUCGACGCCUCUUCUUGACCAUAGCUUGACUUUGCGACUCCCCAAAGAACGGAAAAGACGCCCCCUGCUGUCCUGGAUAUCUGAUCUCCUCUGCUGCAAGUCUUCAUAUUAGUGACUCAGGAUAGUCAUUGUAAGGCUAUUUCUCCACGUUUGCAACCUUUUCAGUUUCACAAGAAUUUUGGAUGCGGGCAUGUCGGUUUAUGAAGGAAUUUGUAUCGUCCCUGCCAACUGUGAGACUUCCAGGAACGCACAAAGACAUGGGAGUUUGCUGCUUACUGUUUACAAAAGUAGACCAUCCACAAGAAGCACAUUCACCGUUGGCUUCAUACCCUUUAUUUCCAUAUUCUUCCCUAGCAGCCAUCGUCCUCCAGUAAUUUCAAAGGUGCUUGUUUUAAUCAUCACCAGUGUGUAUUGAGAUGUAUUGUAAUAUUUUGUCUUUGGGUGAUUAGAGUGUGUUCUUCAUAUCUGCAACUCACAAAUCAGGCAUUACAUUAUGACCACUUGCCUAUAUAUACAGCCUCUUACUCCCUUCCGUCAGAAGUUUUGAUGGACACCGGGAACCAGCUAUUUCUUCAUUGAAUCGCUGACCUCUACAGACAUGGACCACUACACAAGAGCCAGUGUUGUCUUUUAGCUUUGCAGGCACUUGCUGUGUAAUAUACCCCACAGUUGCCAUUAAGCAGACAUCACGUGUGCUAUUGACGUGUCAGUGGUCAUGGUGUAAUGCUUGAUCAGAGUGUUCAUUCAAACUGAACUUUUAAAAGCAAAACUGCAAUUGUGUAUUUGUCAAAAGCUGUUCUAUCCUGUGUCUUAAACCAAAAUGGUGGACUUUAGCUGCUCACAGAUAAUCUACUAUUACUGUAGUUCUAUAAGAUGCAAUGUUCAGGUGUCAUGUUCUUUUUAGUCAUUUUUGCUCCCUCUAAGCGCCUAUAUACUAAAGCUGGGGAGACACUUAUCAGUUUCUCCAUAUUGUUUUUUACAAGGUCUGAGUAGACUAUUGGAUUAGUUUUAUAUCUAUAUAUCUCUACGUAAAUAUG